AUGGCCUUCUUCACAUGGUUAUGGGACUGGCUGCUAUGGAUGUUCUGGGCGACGGAGAUGGAUGUCACGAUUGUCGGCCUACAGAAUGCUGGAAAGACGAGCCUACUUCGAGUCCUUGCUGGCGGCGAGUUCACCAUCGACUCAGUUCCUACGAUAGCCUUCAAUAAGAAGGAAGUCAAGAAGGGUCAUGUCAGCAUCAAGUGUUGGGACAUAGGAGGUCAACCACGUUUUCGGUCUAUGUGGGAGCGCUAUUGCCGCGAUGUCAAUGCCAUCAUCUUCGUGGUUGACGCCGCCGACAAGGAUGCAGUGCCGGUAGCAAAGGAGGAACUACACGCACUGUUGGAAAAGGACACUCUGGCGAGCAUCCCUUUGCUCGUCCUCGGCAACAAGAGCGACCUUCGCGAGAAAAUGAGUGUCGAUGAGUUGAUCGAGGGUCUGGAGCUGAAGAAAGUCGUCGGCAGGGAGAUCAGUUGCUAUGGUGUCAGUGCAAAGGCCGAGACGAAUCUGGAGGCUGUAUUGCAGUGGCUGGUAGCAAGGAGCGGCAAAUAG
This is a messenger RNA of Cyphellophora europaea CBS 101466, 549 nucleotides long. RefSeq lists its product as uncharacterized. Lineage: Eukaryota; Fungi; Ascomycota; Eurotiomycetes; Chaetothyriales; Cyphellophoraceae. Gene Ontology annotation, cellular component: lysosomal membrane. Gene Ontology annotation, biological process: protein transport. The record is from RefSeq and is a predicted model, not a curated record. The transcript is spliced from 3 exons. The coding region runs from base 1 to 549 and encodes 182 amino acids. Gene Ontology annotation, molecular function: GTP binding; GTPase activity.